AUGUUGUAUGAAUUGAUUGCCGUUGUCCGUCCGGGCAGUCUCAACGAGGUUCGGGAGAUCGCUCGUAAUGCCGGCAUUCAAGUCCUCCGAUCAGGCGGCGUAGUCCGCGGAUACACAAACUGGGGCACCUUCCGACUGCCCAAACCCACCACCAAACACCAAGCUCGAUACACCGACGGCCACCACUUCAUCAUGCGCUUCGAUGCUUCAGGCCCUGUUCAGUCCGCCGUACGCAGAACCCUCAGUCUCGACCCGCGUAUGAUCCGAUUCUCAGUCGUGAAGUUGGGCGACAAGCUCGAGGAGAUCAAGGACGUGGAGGGAAAGGUUGAAUGGACCAAUGCUCGCAAGCUCGCCGACUCGAUUUGA
This is a messenger RNA of Aspergillus thermomutatus, 366 nucleotides long. Its product is annotated as mitochondrial 37S ribosomal protein bS6m. Gene Ontology annotation, biological process: translation. The coding region runs from base 1 to 366 and encodes 121 amino acids. NCBI's taxonomy places the organism in Eukaryota, Fungi, Ascomycota, Eurotiomycetes, Eurotiales, Aspergillaceae. The transcript has 3 exons. The record is from RefSeq and is a predicted model, not a curated record. Gene Ontology annotation, cellular component: mitochondrial small ribosomal subunit; ribosome. Gene Ontology annotation, molecular function: structural constituent of ribosome; small ribosomal subunit rRNA binding.